Messenger RNA from Ectocarpus siliculosus, 2742 nucleotides. The record is from the annotation of a GenBank genome assembly. Lineage: Eukaryota; Phaeophyceae; Ectocarpales; Ectocarpaceae.
AUGCCCCCGGCCUCCCGAGGAAGAACAGCACCCCCCAGGCCAUCGGGGGCGGGAGGCUUCCUGCCGCGUUUCGUGGCAGGGGCGGGUAGGCUUAACCGCCGGGGGGAGCCAGGCCGUGCAGGGAGCGGGGGUUGGGGAAGGCUGGCUCUGGCGGGUCUUGUUCUUGUCCUAGUUGUUGCGUUUGCCACGAGACCCUUGGGCCGACAACCAGAUGCAGGAAGCAUCGGCUUUACGAAACCUAAGCUGGACCACCCCACGAUGCCCGUCCGUGAUGGAGGUAGCCGGUUUUCUCAGCAUGGGCUGCUGGGUAACAGAAACAACAUUGAGACCGAGACGGCGUCAGGGGGGGGCAGCGCGGAUGGGGGUGACGCCCUGUCCGGGGAGGGGGGAAGCGCGGAUGGGAGCAAAGAGGGGAGUGACAACGACGGAGCGGAUGAUGCUUGGGGCUCGGAUGGUGCUGGAUUGGGCCCUGGCGCUCCAGGGUUUCCGUUGGGCGAAGACGACAUCCACGUGGUCUUCUCGAGCGACUGCACCAACUACCAGGCAUGGCAAGCCGUCGUUCUCUUCCAUUCGGCUAUCCUCAGUGGCCACACAGGCCCAAUCACGCAGCUGAUAAGCGGAUGUAGCGACGAGGAGCAGGCGGAGGCGGAGUCGAGGCAUGAAGUCGUCAGGCACAGCCCGAAGCACAAGCUUUUCUUCACACCCGGCUUCGUCACCAAGAACCCCGAGACCGGGGAACCCUACCCGUACAUGAACAAGCCGAAUGCCAUGCAAAUAUGGUUGGACCAGACAGAGGUCGAGGAAACUAUCGUAGCCCUGAUUGACCCGGACUUCAUCUUCCUCAAGCCCCUGACGACUUGGUUGAGCCCGACGGAAACUGUCGUGAAGGGCGACGGGCUGAGCUUGGAAGGGCUCAAGCUCGAGAACGGGGGCUGGGUUCGCAAGGGCUACCCAGCAGGGCAGCGUUUCGGGCUCCCGAACUGGACCCAUUGGGACCUGAGCAACAUAUGCCCCGACGACGCCCUCUGCGCCACCACCUCCACCACAGCGGCGAAAAGGUACUACGACUUGAUCCCGCCCUACCUAGCCCACCAGGAUGAUUGGCGAAGGCUGCUACCGGAAUGGGUCGCCCAGGCGCCAAAGGUGUACGAGAUGUAUCCCUCUCUGCUAGCGGAGCAAACAGCGUACGCUACCGCGGCAGCGACCCUUGACAUGAAGCACUACCGCAUCAACAACUACGCCAUUGAGAACGAAAAGGUGGACUACGAGCUGUGGGACCCCGUUGAUCAUCAGAUGGACAAUGUCUGCGACAUCGGCAUCGAACCCCGGGAUAUCAAGAGCAGAAACGUGCGGUCUUUUGAUCGAUUGCCCAACUUCAUCCACUACUGCCACAUGUACCGCGUCGGCCAGUGGCUCUUCAACAAGCGGCGGUAUCGAAAGGAGAGCGACUACGACCAGCUGCAGUGCGACACGCCGAUGCUCGAGACUCCGCCCAUGAACAUACAAGAGAGCACCUAUAAGAUGCACCCGGGGGCGCGGUACGAGAGCAUCACCCCAAGGUCCGCCAAGCGAAACGCCUUCGUGCUCUGCAUGGCUACCCGCUUCGUCAACAGUGCUCUCAGACACUUCAAGGGGCGCAUGUGUGCCGAAGGGUUUCCGAACCUGGACUACACGGUCCGCAUCGCAUGACCGGCCCUUUGGGGUCCUGCCUGUGGCGCGAUGCGCCUGACUCAAUUCGCGUUGCGCGUUGGGGUUGGGGUUCAGUGGGAUCCCGCCCGUCGAACAACGCCGGUCGCCCGGAAAGAUGCCCUGGACAUCGUCUGGCACAGAUAGAAUAUUCAAGUUGUUUCAUUCUCUGAAUAUUGCCGGUUGCCCGGUGAAAUCGGCUGGAUCGUACCGGCGUUACACCGGACCAUGUACUGUAAUGUGAUUUCAUGUGCGGAAGGAGCGUGGAGUGUAUCAUCACGUGUUGGCGAAAGAGAGAGGCUCUCGUUCUACUUAUCCGAUGUUACGCGUGAUGUGUAGUUGUUGUAUUUCGUGUUGUUUCGAGAUGUUGCAGCUCCUGCGUAUUUAAAUGAAAUGUUCGUCUUUUUUUUUUUCGGUGUAGACUCUACUUCGCGGUGCGGUGAUGUGUUUCAUGCCUCGAUUUCAGCAGCUUUCUUUGUAUGAGCUGUCGCCCCUAACGCUUGGACGCAAGGUCGUUGCACCGUGUGUCCGCGGCGUCGUGCGAGAAGAAACAUUUCACCUCCCUCACUGGGGACAUGACGCUAUCUCUGCCUUUUUAGGUCUUGCUGGUCGUGAACGGAAGUGUAUGGCAGGGGGACGCUUGGAGGAAACUCAAGGUGGUUGCGCCGCUGUGUUACUUGAAAGCUGAAUUCACACGAGAAAUGACCUCUGUAGGUGGGUUUCUUUGCUUGUCUUGCUUGUAACGCGGGCUUUGUGUGCUCCCCAGGGGCUUGCAGACACCAAACCGAGAUGUCGUGACUGGAUGACUCCAAUCCCACCUUGGUAGCUUAGGGACAUCAUCUGUCCAUGCUUGAGUACUGCUUUUGAGCAAAACAACCGGAUCGUCGACAUCGACCAGCCCGGGUUGAACCUGUUCAUGCCCAGAAAGUUUUAGCUGGUUUCGUAGGUGCGAGGAACUUGUUGUGCUCAAGGGGGGUAAAAAGGAGAGAGCCACGUUAGAUGAGACUACGAAUCGAUGUACACAUCAUUGUAUUAUGGAUAACAUGAUACAGACGU